CUGGGUGACGAUUUCUUCGCAUGGGGGAUAGCGUCGAGAAAUAGAAGUUCCGAGUAUCUUCAGAGCUUCACCUCGAAACCACAGUUCCGCAAAAUGGAGGACCCUCCGGCCAUCGCCCAUCCCGCCGAGGAGAGCACCGUCGUCAGUACACCACCGGUGACGAAUUCAGUCCCUCCUACCAGCACAACAAAUCACAAUAGAACAGAUCCCAAAGAAUCCCAACCAGACGGCGCCGACGGCACGCUCGAGAACAGCAGCAGCAGCGAUACGCUGACCAAGGGCUUAUCGACGAUUCUCUCGAACGUGAUAAGGGACUUCGAUUCGCAAGCUCGAACCACGCUCAGUAGCCAAGACCAGCUCAAUUCCUCCAUCGAUCGCCUCACCGGAGAGCUCGAUCGGUUGCUGGAAGACGCGCCAUUGCCGUUCAUAAUGCAGCACGCUGCGAAGAUUUCCUCCGUCCGAAAGAGAGUUUCGUCCCUGAACUCUCUGCUCAGAGCCAUACAGCGGCGCAUUGAUAACAUGGAUCGCGCGCUGUCUAUGGGAAUGCAGCAAGAGAAAACUGGCUCGGGGACUUCCUGA
This is a messenger RNA of Linum tenue, 579 nucleotides long. The record is from the annotation of a GenBank genome assembly. Lineage: Eukaryota; Viridiplantae; Streptophyta; Magnoliopsida; Malpighiales; Linaceae.